AAACAGCUCUAGGCUGCUGCCGAAUCGACCGUUUCAUUUGCGCAACUGCAUGUCCUACUUCACUAAAAACUGACUGAGCUGCAGCAUUAACACAGGAGUAAUCACACCAGGACCUUUACCGCAUCCUCACCGACAUUGGCACUGUCCUCCGCCUGCUGCUGCGGAUCUGGAGUCCUGAGCAGAGCAGCGACGAAGAGAUUGAAAGCGGAGGAGACGCGAACAAAAGCAAUGAUAAAGGAGUGCUUCUAGGCGAGGAGACAAGGGAGGGUGGGCAAGGGAGAAAAGGGGAAGCUGCAGCAGCCAUAGCGGUCUUUAGAGCUGCGCAGCGGGAGUGGAGGUUGGUCAUGGUUGGACGGGGACUAUGUGCAUGUAAACCCCGGUUUGGAAAGAGAGGGAGCAGGCUCGGGGUUUUGCCUUUUCUUUGCGCGGGGAUAGCGAGCGCAGCCCUGUUGGCUCUGCUCUUUGUGGACUUCAUCGAGUCAUGGGUCACCUCGAUGAGCAUGAACACGGUGGUGGAGCCGCACGCCGGCAUCAUCCCCCCGCAGAGCGUACCUCCCACCAGACCCGAGGAGUUCUUGCUGAUGCCCAGCCCGCUCGUGUGCCAGCGUGCCAAGCCUUACCUCAUCACCAUGGUUACCACGGCUCCUGCCAAUCAGAGGGCUCGCCAAGCCAUCAGGGACACCUGGGGAGGGGAAGUGGAGGUGAGGGGCCUGCGGGUCAUGACCCUCUUCAUGGUGGGUGUAGCGUCUGACCCGGGACUGGCUAAGCUGCUGAUAGAGGAGGCCCGAGAGCGAGGAGAUCUGAUUCAAGGGCGUUUUUUGGACACCUACUCCAACCUCACCCUGAAGACCCUGUCCAUGCUGGGCUGGGCCCGCCGCUUCUGCCCUCAGGCUCACUUCAUGGCCAAAGUGGAUGAUGAUGUCCUGUUCAAUCCCAGCGCCCUCCUGCACUUCCUGAACAAGAGCCGUAACCCUUAUGAGCAAGGAGACUUAUACCUUGGGAGGGUGCAUCUCCAUGUGGCACCGGACCGUGACCCGGACAGCAAGCACUACCUCCCUGCAGGGGCCUACCCUCCCUCUGUCUUUCCAGACUAUUGCAGUGGGACAGCCUAUGUUCUGUCCCGCUCUGCAUUGCUCAAAAUUUCCCUGGCAGCCUCUGCUUCACCUUUAUCCACACCUCUGCCCCCCGAGGAUGUGUUUGUUGGUCUAUGUGCCCGGGCAGCUGGGGUACUGCCCUCACACUGUCCUCUCUUCUCUGGUGGUCCAGGUGUUCCAUAUGGGCGCUGCUGCUAUCAGGCCAUGGUGUCCAUCCACCACAUCUCACCCAGGGAGAUGCUGCACUUCUGGGCUGACGUCCAUUCAUCUCCUCCCUGCUCCUGGCUGAGCUUGCGUGCUUCUCUGGGGAUGUGCAAAGUCAGGGCGAUGCUCGGGUCGGCUCUGGGGCUGGAGCAAGGGUUGUGAGGGUUACUGAGAGGGAAAACUGGAACCAGUGGGGCUAUGCCUCGCUUCAAUACUGUGAACAGCACAAGUGCUCUUCAGAAAAGGGGUACGAUCAGCUGGUAGGAUGAAGAACUGUCUCAGUAAUGUUUGACCUAUCUUUAGACUGUUACAGCAUCCUGCAUCAUUACACUGGCACAAACUAUAGGUGUAGAACAACAAACAUUGGCAUGCUGAUAGUUUACAGCGAGGAAAUUCAGUUGCUUAUGUGAUGAAUGCACAUCCAAUCAAGUACUUCUAUUAACACGUAACGUCUGACAUCGACAAGCUGCUACUGUCAUAUAUGGAGUAUAUCACCUGGUACUUAAAUUGUAGAUGUUAGUCUAAUAAGAUGCUUAAAUGCAUGUCUCCAAAAAAAAAAACGGUACAAUAGAUAUCAAAUCACAUAUACCCAGUAGGAAGGAAGAAACUAAUCAUGAGCUAUUGUGUUUAAAAAUAAUCACCUCAGUACAUGAAAUGAAUUCAUAUUUUCCAAUACUAAGGACAUGAUGAUAUGUGCAGUGGCAGGACAUUAAUUGGUCCAUUGGAGACAGUGAGAUAUAUUUGGCCAGUUCCGGGAACAGACAGCAGGUAAAGUUGUUCUUCUCUCUUCAAAGGCUGGGUAAAUCUGCUGUCUCUUAUCACCUAACACCGAAAAUAUAACAGUGAAGCUGAUGUGACCCACGGCUGUGAUGCCACCGAACAGUGAUAUUUAUAACUUAAUUAUAAUUGUGAGAUCAAACACUAUGUAGAGUGUGAAUGACAGUUUUGUGCUGAUGUGUCUGGGCUGGGUUUAGUCUCUGCUAGACCAGUCUGGGAUGGGUGCGUUUUAAAUGACACUUAACAAAGGGUCAAAGACUAAACCUCAGACUGUCUCGCUCCAACCACAAUGU
This is a messenger RNA of Toxotes jaculatrix (banded archerfish), 2368 nucleotides long. RefSeq names its product UDP-Gal:betaGlcNAc beta 1,3-galactosyltransferase, polypeptide 4 (gene b3galt4). Gene Ontology annotation, molecular function: N-acetyl-beta-D-glucosaminide beta-(1,3)-galactosyltransferase activity. The transcript is spliced from 2 exons. The record is from RefSeq and is a predicted model, not a curated record. Gene Ontology annotation, cellular component: membrane. Bases 345 to 1460 code for a protein of 371 amino acids. NCBI's taxonomy places the organism in Eukaryota, Metazoa, Chordata, Actinopteri, Toxotidae.